Stereum hirsutum FP-91666 SS1 is the source of this 1143-nucleotide messenger RNA. RefSeq lists its product as uncharacterized. The record is from RefSeq and is a predicted model, not a curated record. The coding region runs from base 1 to 1143 and encodes 380 amino acids. The transcript is spliced from 18 exons. Lineage: Eukaryota; Fungi; Basidiomycota; Agaricomycetes; Russulales; Stereaceae.
AUGAGCAACUCCUACGAGACUGAUAUCCGGAGCUCGAUCGGCGCCAUCCUUCUGGGAGGAUUUGGAUCUGUUGCAUUAUCAGGUGUCAUAGCGCUGCAAACGUUCGUGUACUUCCGCUUGUAUUAUCCAGCCGAUCACGUCACGCUGAAGAUACUCGUGGCGUGGCUGUGGGCCGUCGACGCGGUCCAUACAUGUGUGAUCACUGCGUCAAACUGGGAUAACUUUGCUAUUCACUACGGAGAGAGGUCGAGAGGGGAUUACAUUCCGACCUACUACGCUCAAGUUCUCUAUAAACUGAGCGGAAGAAAGUGGUCUCUCGCUGCUCCAGUUGUGAUCCUGGCGUUCGCCCGUUUAGCCACUGGCCUAGUUUCUACUAUCAAAGCCGUACAGAUCAGGAGCUGGGCGGUCUUCGUCCCACACCAGACACCUGUGAUCACUCUGGGUUACUCUCUUUCCAUAAGUAUCGACGUUCUGGUUACUGUCUCAAUGUGCUGGUUCUUUGCGCGGUCGCGGUCGAGAGGAGGCUUAUCUAGCACGAAGAAACUGAUCGAUACGAUGGUGGCUUAUACCAUCAGUAGUGGCUUGCUGACAUUCAUCACGACACUCGCGUCAAUGAUAUGUAGGUUUGGAAAUGGGCAGUGGUUCGCCUUACGAGGCACUCUUAUCUUCAUGAGCACGCAUUUCCUUAUCGGAAAAUUCUAUACGCUGGCCCUUCUGACGAAUCUGAACACCCGUCGUUUCAUUCGCGAGCGCCACAACAGACAAUCAAGCGACCCAAGAGGUCUGAUGCGGCCCGUACUGGCGAGCGGAGACUCGAAGCAUCAUUGCACCAAUCCAACACAAUCUUCGAGCUCCGAAGCCACAGUCGUUGGAACGUUAUCGCCCAAACUUUCACCUCACAACCUACCAGUACAAGUCAGUGUCGAACGGACGGUAAGAUACGACGAGCCUCUGAUCCCACUCCGUAAGAUGGCAAGCACAGACACCGACUCCCGUCUUAACACCGGUAUGAGCGAGAGGGAGAGGGAGGCGGAGGUAAUCAUGGAGUACAACCCUUACGAUCGCGAGCGGACGGAGUAUGGUGGAGUGGACGCGCAUGAGAAUGGUGGUGGAACUGCGUGGAGAUUUAAUUAUGAUGUUUGA